AUGGCCUCCAUUGGGCUUCCUGUUCCGCCUGGCUUCACCCUGACCACGGAGGUCUGCACGCACUACUACCAGAAUGGCUGUCAGUAUCCUGCAGAACUCAAGGAGCAGGUGUCGAAGGCAUUAGCUCUGGUUGAGACAAGGACCGGGCGGAAAUUCGGGGACGCCACGAAUCCCCUGCUGGUUUCCGUCCGCUCUGGUGCUCGGGCCUCCAUGCCUGGCAUGAUGGACACCGUGCUUAACCUCGGCCUGAACAACACGACUGUGGAGGCGCUGGCCAAGCAGUCGGGAGACCGGCGCUUUGCAUUCGACAGCUACCGGCGCUUCGUCCAGAUGUACUCAGAUGUGGUGCUCGGUAUCGAGCUUGGCAAUUUUGAGAAGCUUCUGGAGAGGGCCAAGGCCAAGCGAGGCGUGAAGCAAGAUCACGAGCUCCUGCCAGAAGACCUGGAGCAGUUGGUCAAAAACUACAAGGCCUGUGUCUACUUGGAGCUCGGGGAGGAGUUCCCCGAGGAGCCGCAUCAGCAACUCUGGGGUGCCGUGGGCGCCGUCUUUGGCUCCUGGAUGAACCAGAGGGCCAAGACCUACCGGAAGCUGCACGACAUCCCCGAGGAGUGGGGCACGGCUGUGAACGUUCAGGCGAUGGUCUUUGGCAACAUGGGCAACGACUGCGCCACGGGAGUCGCCUUCACGCGCAACCCCUCCAACGGUGCCAAGGAUUUCUAUGGAGAGUUCCUGGUGAAUGCUCAGGGCGAGGAUGUCGUGGCGGGCAUCCGGACGCCCCAGGAGCUGACGAUCAAAGCUCGCAAGUCGCACGGCAGCGACUUGCCAUCGCUGGAGGAGGUGAUGCCGAGCAUAUUCCAAGAGUUGGAGAAGGUGCGCCACCAGCUGGAGAACCAUUACACGGACAUGCAGGACAUCGAGUUCACCAUCCAGCAAGGCAAGCUGUACAUGCUCCAGACCCGCACGGGGAAGCGGACGGCCCACGCAGCCUUGCAGAUUGCGGUGGACAUGGCCGCCGAAGGGCUGAUCAGCAAGUCGCAGGCUCUCAUGCGCCUGAAGCCGGAUCUCAUCGACCAGCUCCUUCACCCCACGCUGGACCCCAAGGCCAAGAAGACCGUCAUUGCCAAGGGCCUGCCAGCUUCGCCAGGGGCGGCUGCCGGCAAGGUGGUUUUCACGGCCGACGAGGCGGUGACUCGCUCGGAGAACGGAGAGAAGGUGAUCUUGGUGCGGGUCGAAACGAGCCCAGACGACAUCCAUGGACUGCAUGCGGCAGAGGGCGUUUUGACAACUCGCGGCGGCAUGACCAGCCACGCAGCCGUGGUGGCGCGCGGCAUGGGCAGACCUUGCGUGGCAGGCGCCGGGGAGGUGAAGGUCAACUACGCCUCGGCCUCCUUCGAGGUGGGCGACGUGGUCGUCAAGGAGGGCCAGCUGGUCACCAUUGACGGCGUCACGGGAGAGGUGAUGCUUGGAGAAGUCCCCACGGUGCCGCCGCAGCUUUCCGGCUCCUUCGGCACCAUCAUGGCCUGGGCAGACGAGUUCCGCACCAUGCAGGUCAGGGCCAAUGCCGAAACGCCGACAGACGCGCGGCAGGCCAAGGAGUUCGGGUGCGAAGGGAUUGGGCUCGUGCGCACGGAGCACAUGUUCUUCGAGGGGGGCCGGAUCGUGGCCAUGCGGCAGAUGAUCUUGGCCGCGGACAAGGCGGAGCGACAGUCGGCUUUGAACAAGCUCCUGGCGAUGCAGCGCGAAGACAUCACCGAGCUCUUCAAGAUUAUGGACGGCCUUCCGGUGACGGUCCGUUUGCUGGACCCUCCCUUGCAUGAGUUCAUCCCGCACACCGAAGCCGAGAUGGGCCUUGUGGCAAAAGCAGCCGGGGUGCCUUUGGAUCGCGUGCGCCGGCGCGCGAGCGAGCUGCAAGAGGCCAACCCCAUGCUCGGGCACAGAGGCUGCCGCCUGGCCAUCACGUAUCCGGAGAUCUGCGAAAUGCAAGCUCGGGCCAUCUUCGAGGCGGCCGCGGAGGUCGGGCGCAGCGCCAAGAAGACCCCGGUGGCCGAGGUCAUGGUGCCCCUGGUCUCCACUCUGGAGGAGCUGGUGCAGCUGAAGAAGGUCAUCGAAGACACUGCCAAGCAGGUGCAGAAGGAGCAGGGCGUGAACUUCAGGUAUCACGUCGGAACCAUGGUGGAGCUGCCCCGCGCAGCACUGCAGGCUGGCAAAUUGGCAGAGCAAGCGGAGUUCUUCAGUUUUGGCACCAAUGAUCUGACCCAGACCACGUAUGGCUUGAGUCGUGAUGAUGCCGGGUCCUUCCUGCCUGAGUACAAAGCGAAAGGCAUCGUGGAAACGGACCCAUUCGUGAGCCUGGACCAGGAGGGCGUUGGCGAGCUGAUCAAGAUUGCGGUGGAGCGGGGCCGCGGAAAGCGCGCUGGCAUGAAGAUGGGCAUCUGCGGCGAGCACGGCGGUGAUCCAGCUUCCAUUGAGUUCUGCGAGAAGACGGGCUUGGACUACGUCUCGUGCUCGCCCUUCCGUGUGCCCAUUGCUCGCCUCGCUGCCGCGCAGGCUGCCUUGAAAUCGCAGGGCGAGAAGGCUCUCCAAGCUUCCACGAAGGCUGCCAAGCCCAGGCAGCAACAGUUUGGAGCGUAUCCAAUCAACCAGAGGGGGGAGGAGCAUGCCCAUUCCCGUUUGUUUCCUGUUUCCGCAACUGUCCUGUUAAUGUACGAGCAUUUGGCUUUCAGCUCUGUCCGCUUCCGUGCUCGCGUGCCGCUGCGCUGCUUAUCCGCCAUGACCUGGGUCUACAACUUCGGUGCUGGCAACGCGGAUGGCAGGGCCGAGAUGAAGAACCUCCUGGGCGGCAAGGGUGCCAAUCUCGCUGAGGCCGUGCAUAUAUCUGUGCAUGGCUGUGUUGCAAUCAGUGUCGGUGGCGCCACGAGCAAGAUGGCCUCCAUUGGGCUUCCUGUUCCGCCUGGCUUCACCCUGACCACGGAGGCCGGCAAGGGAGGUCAGUAUCCUGCAGACCUCAAGGAGCAGGUGUCGAAGGCAUUGGCCCUGGUUGAGACAAGGACCGGGCGGAAAUUCGGGGACGCCACGAAUCCCCUGCUGGUUUCGGUCCGCUCGGGUGCUCGGGCCUCCAUGCCUGGCAUGAUGGACACCGUGCUUAACCUCGGCCUGAACAACACGACUGCAGAGGCGCUGGCCAAGCAGUCGGGAGACCGGCGCUUUGCAUUCGACAGCUACCGGCGCUUCGUCCAGAUGUACUCAGAUGUGGUGCUGGGUAUCGAGCUUGGCAACUUCGAGAAGCUUCUGGAGAGGGCCAAGGCCAAGCGAGGCGUGAAGCAAGAUCACGAGCUCCUGCCAGAAGACCUGGAGCAGUUGGUGAAAGACUACAAGGCCUGUGUCUACUUGGAGCUUGGGGAGGAGUUCCCCGAGGAGCCGCAUCAGCAACUCUGGGGUGCCGUGGGCGCCGUCUUUGGUUCCUGGAUGAACCAGAGGGCCAAGACGUACCGGAAGCUGCACGACAUCCCCGAGGAGUGGGGCACGGCUGUGAACGUUCAGGCGAUGGUCUUUGGCAACAUGGGCAACGACUGCGCCACGGGAGUCGCCUUCACGCGCAACCCCUCCAACGGUGCCAAGGAUUUCUAUGGAGAGUUCCUGGUGAAUGCUCAGGGCGAGGAUGUCGUGGCGGGCAUCCGGACGCCCCAGGAGCUGACGAUCAAAGCUCGCAAGUCGCACGGCAGCGACUUGCCAUCGCUGGAGGAGGUGAUGCCGAGCAUAUUCCAAGAGUUGGAGAAGGUGCGCCACCAGCUGGAGAACCAUUACACGGACAUGCAGGACAUCGAGUUCACCAUCCAGCAAGGCAAGCUGUACAUGCUCCAGACCCGCACGGGGAAGCGGACGGCCCACGCAGCCUUGCAGAUUGCGGUGGACAUGGCCGCCGAAGGGCUGAUCAGCAAGUCGCAGGCUCUCAUGCGCCUGAAGCCGGAUCUCAUCGACCAGCUCCUUCACCCCACGCUGGACCCCAAGGCCAAGAAGACCGUCAUUGCCAAGGGCCUGCCAGCUUCGCCAGGGGCGGCUGCCGGCAAGGUGGUUUUCACGGCCGACGAGGCGGUGACUCGCUCGGAGAACGGAGAGAAGGUGAUCUUGGUGCGGGUCGAAACGAGCCCAGACGACAUCCAUGGACUGCAUGCGGCAGAGGGCGUUUUGACAACUCGCGGCGGCAUGACCAGCCACGCAGCCGUGGUGGCGCGCGGCAUGGGCAGACCUUGCGUGGCAGGCGCCGGGGAGGUGAAGGUCAACUACGCCUCGGCCUCCUUCGAGGUGGGCGACGUGGUCGUCAAGGAGGGCCAGCUGGUCACCAUUGACGGCGUCACGGGAGAGGUGAUGCUUGGAGAAGUCCCCACGGUGCCGCCGCAGCUUUCCGGCUCCUUCGGCACCAUCAUGGCCUGGGCAGACGAGUUCCGCACCAUGCAGGUCAGGGCCAAUGCCGAAACGCCGACAGACGCGCGGCAGGCCAAGGAGUUCGGGUGCGAAGGGAUUGGGCUCGUGCGCACGGAGCACAUGUUCUUCGAGGGGGGCCGGAUCGUGGCCAUGCGGCAGAUGAUCUUGGCCGCGGACAAGGCGGAGCGACAGUCGGCUUUGAACAAGCUCCUGGCGAUGCAGCGCGAAGACAUCACCGAGCUCUUCAAGAUUAUGGACGGCCUUCCGGUGACGGUCCGUUUGCUGGACCCUCCCUUGCAUGAGUUCAUCCCGCACACCGAAGCCGAGAUGGGCCUUGUGGCAAAAGCAGCCGGGGUGCCUUUGGAUCGCGUGCGCCGGCGCGCGAGCGAGCUGCAAGAGGCCAACCCCAUGCUCGGGCACAGAGGCUGCCGCCUGGCCAUCACGUAUCCGGAGAUCUGCGAAAUGCAAGCUCGGGCCAUCUUCGAGGCGGCCGCGGAGGUCGGGCGCAGCGCCAAGAAGACCCCGGUGGCCGAGGUCAUGGUGCCCCUGGUCUCCACUCUGGAGGAGCUGGUGCAGCUGAAGAAGGUCAUCGAAGACACUGCCAAGCAGGUGCAGAAGGAGCAGGGCGUGAACUUCAGGUAUCACGUCGGAACCAUGGUGGAGCUGCCCCGCGCAGCACUGCAGGCUGGCAAAUUGGCAGAGCAAGCGGAGUUCUUCAGUUUUGGCACCAAUGAUCUGACCCAGACCACGUAUGGCUUGAGUCGUGAUGAUGCCGGGUCCUUCUUGCCUGAGUACAAAGCGAAAGGCAUCGUGGAAACGGACCCAUUCGUGAGCCUGGACCAGGAGGGCGUUGGCGAGCUGAUCAAGAUUGCGGUGGAGCGGGGCCGCGGAAAGCGCGCUGGCAUGAAGAUGGGCAUCUGCGGCGAGCACGGCGGUGAUCCAGCUUCCAUUGAGUUCUGCGAGAAGACGGGCUUGGACUACGUCUCGUGCUCGCCCUUCCGUGUGCCCAUUGCCCGCCUCGCUGCCGCGCAGGCUGCCUUGAAAUCGCAGGGCGAGAAGGCUCUCCAAGCUUCCACGAAGGCUGCCAAGCCCAGGACGUGUCCAACUAGCAACUUGCGUUUCCAUGUUCGAGAGAAGGGAAGCUUCCGUGCUCGCGUGCCGCUGCGCUGCUUAUCCGCCAUGACCUGGGUCUACAACUUCGGUGCUGGCAACGCGGAUGGCAGGGCCGAGAUGAAGAACCUCCUGGGCGGCAAGGGUGCCAAUCUCGCUGAGGCCGUGCAUACAUCUGUGCAAUCUGUGUCGGUGGCGCUACGAGCAAGGCCGGCAAGGGAGGUUGGUUUCAGCCUGCAUCUGAAGUGGGAGUGCUCGAUCGUUGUCGAAGGUCAGUAUCCUGCAGACCUCAAGGAGCAGGUGUCGAAGGCAUUGGCCCUGGUUGAGACAAGGACCGGGCGGAAAUUCGGGGACGCCACGAAUCCCCUGCUGGUUUCGGUCCGCUCGGGUGCUCGGGCCUCCAUGCCUGGCAUGAUGGACACCGUGCUUAACCUCGGCCUGAACAACACGACUGCAGAGGCGCUGGCCAAGCAGUCGGGAGACCGGCGCUUUGCAUUCGACAGCUACCGGCGCUUCGUCCAGAUGUACUCAGAUGUGGUGCUGGGUAUCGAGCUUGGCAACUUCGAGAAGCUUCUGGAGAGGGCCAAGGCCAAGCGAGGCGUCGCUCGGAAGAACUAUGAAGAACUCUCGCGAACAGUGAAGCAAGAUCACGAGCUCCUGCCAGAAGACCUGGAGCAGUUGGUGAAAGACUACAAGGCCUGUGUCUACUUGGAGCUUGGGGAGGAGUUCCCCGAGGAGCCGCAUCAGCAACUCUGGGGUGCCGUGGGCGCCGUCUUUGGUUCCUGGAUGAACCAGAGGGCCAAGACGUACCGGAAGCUGCACGACAUCCCCGAGGCGAUGGUCUUUGGCAACAUGGGCAACGACUGCGCCACGGGAGUCGCCUUCACGCGCAACCCCUCCAACGGCGCCAAGGAUUUCUAUGGAGAGUUCCUGGUGAAUGCUCAGGGCGAGGAUGUCGUGGCGGGCAUCCGGACGCCCCAGGAGCUGACGAUCAAAGCUCGCAAGUCGCACGGCAGCGACUUGCCAUCGCUGGAGGAGGUGAUGCCGAGCAUAUUCCAAGAGUUGGAGAAGGUGCGCCACCAGCUGGAGAACCACUACACGGACAUGCAGGACAUCGAGUUCACCAUCCAGCAAGGCAAGCUGUACAUGCUCCAGACCCGCACGGGGAAGCGGACGGCCCACGCAGCCUUGCAGAUUGCGGUGGACAUGGCCGCCGAAGGGCUGAUCAGCAAGUCGCAGGCUCUCAUGCGCCUGAAGCCGGAUCUCAUCGACCAGCUCCUUCACCCCACGCUGGACCCCAAGGCCAAGAAGACCGUCAUUGCCAAGGGCCUGCCAGCCUCGCCAGGGGCGGCUGCCGGCAAGGUGGUUUUCACGGCCGACGAGGCGGUGACUCGCUCGGAGAACGGAGAGAAGGUGAUCUUGGUGCGGGUCGAAACGAGCCCAGACGACAUCCAUGGACUGCAUGCGGCAGAGGGCGUUUUGACAACUCGCGGCGGCAUGACCAGCCACGCAGCCGUGGUGGCGCGCGGCAUGGGCAGACCUUGCGUGGCAGGCGCCGGGGAGGUGAAGGUCAACUACGCCUCGGCCUCCUUCGAGGUGGGCGACGUGGUCGUCAAGGAGGGCCAGCUGGUCACCAUUGACGGCGUCACGGGAGAGGUGAUGCUUGGAGAAGUCCCCACGGUGCCGCCGCAGCUUUCCGGCUCCUUCGGCACCAUCAUGGCUUGGGCAGACGAGUUCCGCACCAUGCAGGUCAGGGCCAAUGCCGAAACGCCCACAGACGCGCGGCAGGCCAAGGAGUUCGGGUGCGAAGGGAUUGGCCUGGUGCGCACGGAGCACAUGUUCUUCGAGGGGGGGCGGAUCGUGGCACCUGGGCUGCCAGCCAUGCGGCAGAUGAUCUUGGCCGCGGACAAGGCGGAGCGCCAGUCGGCUUUGAACAAGCUCCUGGCGAUGCAGCGCGAAGACAUCACCGAGCUCUUCAAGAUUAUGGACGGCCUUCCGGUGACGGUCCGUUUGCUGGACCCUCCCUUGCAUGAGUUCAUCCCGCACACCGAAGCCGAGAUGGGCCUUGUGGCAAAAGCAGCCGGGGUGCCUUUGGAUCGCGUGCGCCGGCGCGCGAGCGAGCUGCAAGAGGCCAACCCCAUGCUCGGGCACAGAGGUUGCCGCUUGGCCAUCACGUAUCCGGAGAUCUGCGAAAUGCAAGCUCGGGCCAUCUUCGAGGCGGCCGCGGAGGUCGGGCGCAGCGCGAAGAAGACCCCGGUGGCCGAGGUCAUGGUGCCCCUGGUCUCCACUCUGGAGGAGCUGGUGCAGCUGAAGAAGGUCAUCGAAGACACUGCCAAGCAGGUGCAGAAGGAGCAGGGCGUGAACUUCAGGUAUCACGUCGGAACCAUGGUGGAGCUGCCACGCGCAGCACUGCAGGCUGGCAAAUUGGCAGAGCAGGCGGAGUUCUUCAGUUUUGGCACCAAUGAUCUGACCCAGACCACGUAUGGCUUGAGUCGUGAUGAUGCCGGGUCCUUCUUGCCUGAGUACAAAGCGAAAGGCAUCGUGGAAACGGACCCAUUCGUGAGCCUGGACCAGGAGGGCGUUGGCGAGCUGAUCAAGAUUGCGGUGGAGCGGGGCCGCGGAAAGCGCGCUGGCAUGAAGAUGGGCAUCUGCGGCGAGCACGGCGGUGAUCCAGCUUCCAUUGAGUUCUGCGAGAAGACGGGCUUGGACUACGUCUCUUGCUCGCCCUUCCGUGUGCCCAUUGCCCGCCUCGCUGCCGCGCAGGCUGCCUUGAAAUCGCAGGGCGAGAAGGCUCUCCAAGCUUCCACGAAGGCUGCCAAGCCCAGGCAGCAACAGUUUGGAGCGUAUCCAAUCAGCCAGAGGGGGAGCAGGAGCAUGUCCACUCGUAUCUGGAGUAGCGGGCCCAUUCCUGUUUCCAAUGUUGUCGUGGUGAUGUACGAGCAUUUGGCUUUCAGCUCUGUCAGCUUCCGUGCUCGCGUGCCGCUGCGCUGCUUAUCCGCCAUGACCUGGGUCUACAACUUCGGUGCUGGCAACGCGGAUGGCAGGGCCGAGAUGAAGAACCUCCUGGGCGGCAAGGGUGCCAAUCUCGCUGAGGCCGUGCAUACAUCUGUGCAAUCUGUGUCGGUGGCGCUACGAGCAAGGCCGGCAAGGGAGGUUGGUUUCAGCCUGCAUCUGAAGUGGGAGUGCUCUAUCGUUGUCGAAGGUCAGUAUCCUGCAGACCUCAAGGAGCAGGUGUCGAAGGCACUAGCUCUGGUUGAGACAAGGACCGGGCGGAAAUUCGGGGAUGCCACGAAUCCCCUGCUGGUUUCGGUCCGCUCGGGUGCUCGGGCCUCCAUGCCUGGCAUGAUGGACACCGCGCUGGCCAAGCAGUCGGGAGACCGGCGCUUUGCGUUCGACAGCUACCGGCGCUUCGUCCAGAUGUACUCAGAUGUGGUGCUGGGUAUCGAGCUUGGCAAUUUUGAGAAGCUUCUGGAGAGGGCCAAGGCCAAGCGAGGCGUGAAGCAAGAUCACGAGCUCCUGCCAGAAGACCUGGAGCAGUUGGUGAAAGACUACAAGGCCUGUGUCUACUUGGAGCUUGGGGAGGAGUUCCCCGAGGAGCCGCAUCAGCAACUCUGGGGUGCCGUGGGCGCCGUCUUUGGUUCCUGGAUGAACCAGAGGGCCAAGACCUACCGGAAGCUGCACGACAUCCCCGAGGCGAUGGUCUUUGGCAACAUGGGCAACGACUGCGCCACGGGAGUCGCCUUCACGCGCAACCCCUCCAACGGUGCCAAGGAUUUCUAUGGAGAGUUCCUGGUGAAUGCUCAGGGCGAGGAUGUCGUGGCGGGCAUCCGGACGCCCCAGGAGCUGACGAUCAAAGCUCGCAAGUCGCACGGCAGCGACUUGCCAUCGCUGGAGGAGGUGAUGCCGAGCAUAUUCCAAGAGUUGGAGAAGGUGCGCCACCAGCUGGAGAACCAUUACACGGACAUGCAGGACAUCGAGUUCACCAUCCAGCAAGGCAAGCUGUACAUGCUCCAGACCCGCACGGGGAAGCGGACGGCCCACGCAGCCUUGCAGAUUGCGGUGGACAUGGCCGCCGAAGGGCUGAUCAGCAAAUCGCAGGCUCUCAUGCGCCUGAAGCCGGAUCUCAUCGACCAGCUCCUUCACCCCACGCUGGACCCCAAGGCCAAGAAGACCGUGAUUGCCAAGGGCCUGCCAGCCUCGCCAGGGGCGGCUGCCGGCAAGGUGGUUUUCACGGCCGACGAGGCGGUGACUCGCUCGGAGAACGGAGAGAAGGUGAUCUUGGUGCGGGUCGAAACGAGCCCAGACGACAUCCAUGGACUGCAUGCGGCAGAGGGCGUUUUGACAACUCGCGGCGGCAUGACCAGCCACGCAGCCGUGGUGGCGCGCGGCAUGGGCAGACCUUGCGUGGCAGGCGCCGGGGAGGUGAAGGUCAACUACGCCUCGGCCUCCUUCGAGGUGGGCGACGUGGUCGUCAAGGAGGGCCAGCUGGUCACCAUUGACGGCGUCACGGGAGAGGUGAUGCUUGGAGAAGUCCCCACGGUGCCGCCGCAGCUUUCCGGCUCCUUCGGCACCAUCAUGGCCUGGGCAGACGAGUUCCGCACCAUGCAGGUCAGGGCCAAUGCCGAAACGCCCACAGACGCGCGGCAGGCCAAGGAGUUCGGGUGCGAAGGGAUUGGCCUCGUGCGCACGGAGCACAUGUUCUUCGAGGGGGGCCGGAUCGUGGCACCUGGGCUGCCAGCCAUGCGGCAGAUGAUCUUGGCCGCGGACAAGGCGGAGCGCCAGUCGGCUUUGAACAAGCUCCUGGCGAUGCAGCGCGAAGACAUCACCGAGCUCUUCAAGAUUAUGGACGGCCUUCCGGUGACGGUCCGUUUGCUGGACCCUCCCUUGCAUGAGUUCAUCCCGCACACCGAAGCCGAGAUGGGCCUUGUGGCAAAAGCAGCCGGGGUGCCUUUGGAUCGCGUGCGCCGGCGCGCGAGCGAGCUGCAAGAGGCCAACCCCAUGCUCGGGCACAGAGGUUGCCGCUUGGCCAUCACGUAUCCGGAGAUCUGCGAAAUGCAAGCUCGGGCCAUCUUCGAGGCGGCCGCGGAGGUCGGGCGCAGCGCGAAGAAGACCCCGGUGGCCGAGGUCAUGGUGCCCCUGGUCUCCACUCUGGAGGAGCUGGUGCAGCUGAAGAAGGUCAUCGAAGACACCGCCAAGCAGGUGCAGAAGGAGCAGGGCGUGAACUUCAGGUAUCACGUCGGAACCAUGGUGGAGCUUCCGCGCGCAGCACUGCAGGCUGGCAAAUUGGCAGAGCAAGCGGAGUUCUUCAGUUUUGGCACCAAUGAUCUGACACAGACCACGUAUGGCUUGAGUCGUGAUGAUGCCGGGUCCUUCUUGCCUGAGUACAAAGCGAAAGGCAUCGUGGAAACGGACCCAUUCGUGAGCCUGGACCAGGAGGGCGUUGGCGAGCUGAUCAAGAUUGCGGUGGAGCGGGGCCGCGGAAAGCGCGCUGGCAUGAAGAUGGGCAUCUGCGGCGAGCACGGCGGUGAUCCAGCUUCCAUUGAGUUCUGCGAGAAGACGGGCUUGGACUACGUCUCGUGCUCGCCCUUCCGUGUGCCCAUUGCCCGCCUCGCUGCCGCGCAGGCUGCCUUGAAAUCGCAGGGCGAGAAGGCUCUCCAAGCUUCCACGAAGGCUGCCAAGCCCAGGCAGCAACAGUUUGGCCCCUGGUGA
This is a messenger RNA of Symbiodinium natans, 11241 nucleotides long. Lineage: Eukaryota; Dinophyceae; Suessiales; Symbiodiniaceae. The record is from the annotation of a GenBank genome assembly.